UUCGAUAUUAACAUCCGUGUCCUCGAUGUCAACGAUAAUCCUCCACGAUUUCCAUCUUCUCGCUAUAUCGUCAAUAUCUCAGAAAGUGCCAAUGUCGGUGCCGAUUAUCAUAUUGGCCAAGCUAGCGAUGCUGAUCCAGAUCAUGGUGCUAUCCUCUAUCAUAUCGUCUCUGGCAAUGAAACUGGCCACUUUAACUUAAUUACCAAAGGUGAUGUUUUAUAUCUCCAACUGAUUAAGAAAUUCGAUCGAGAACAACAAUCGUAUUAUGCAAUCAACAUUUCAGCAACCGAUAGCCAAAAAAAUCAAUAUGUCGGUUAUACACGAUUAGAUGUUUAUGUUUUAGAUAUUAACGAUAAUGCACCAAAAUUUCAACAAGCUUCCUAUCAAGGAGAUAUUCUCUCUACAGCAUCGAUUGGCACUUUAAUCGUAACUGUUCAUGCUGAAGAUAGUGAUGAUGGCCAAUUUGGUCUAGUUAGUUAUGCCUUUAAGACAGUACAAAAUGAUUUUAACAUCAAUGCUACCACAGGUGCCAUUACUCUUCGACGCCAGCCAACACAAACAUCGUAUACUAUCGCCGUGACUGCUAGCGAUCAUGGCCAACCGAGCAAUACUCAACAAACGAUCGUCAGCAUUAAAGUCAUUAAUCCCAAUGCUAUUACAUUAAAUAUUCAACCUUUUCCAUCAGGAUCGAUUGCUUAUGUCCCUGAGAAUAGUGUGGAUAGAGCCUUAGUUGCCUUUGUGACAACUAUUUAUAACCAAGCAGAUGUAGAAGGACCUGUCCAUGUCAAUAUUACUGCUGGUAAUAUUGGCCAGGUUUUCCAAUUAGAUGCUCGAGAAAAUCCUGCCUUGGUGAUUAACGUUAAACCAUUAGAUCGGGAAAAUAUCAGCCAGUAUCAAUUAACCAUUAACGCUACAGAUAGUAAACAUCCCAAUAUUAUGUCUAGUGGGAUAUUAACCAUCCAAGUCACUGAUGAUAAUGAUCAUCAACCCCAUUUUCAACGUUCUGAAUAUUCUGCUCUUCUACCUCAAAAUAGUCGUGGUGGAGUAUUUGUCCUACGAACGUUAGCUUACGAUAAUGAUACUGGUAGCAAUAGUCAAUUACAAUAUCAGAUCUUAACUGGCAAUAACGAUUUUGCUUUUCAAAUCGAUCAGCAGGGUAAUAUCUUAAUGAAUAAAUCAUCCAAUGUCCCUUUGCAAAUUGGCCAAGUGCGAAAAUUAACAAUCGAUGCGACUGAAAAUGCAACAUCGGAGCGAUAUUCAGCUACCUCUCAAGUCACUAUUUCUGUUGUCGAUCCUUCUACUAUUCCAUUACCAGUAUUUAAUGCUACCCAAUAUCAAGGACAAGUUAAUGAAUCAAGCCAGCCAUCGACCUAUAUCUUAACUGUCUAUGCAACGCUAUCGCAAGGAAGUCAAAAUCUACCUCUAUACUAUCAUCUGGUUGAAUCAGCUGUUCCAUUUCAACUUGAUACACUAACUGGAGUAUUAACUUUGAAAUCAACGAUCGAUCGUGAAUCCAUCGCAAGCUAUACCUUAGCAGUUUAUGCUGAAAAUAGAAAUAAUCAACCGACAAUUACAUCGACAACGCAAGUUAUUAUUACAGUAACCGAUAGCAAUGAUCAUCGGCCAAUUUUUCAACCACAACAUUAUUCAACCAAGAUUGAAGAAAAUCAACCUAGUGAUACUUAUUUAACUAGAGUUUAUGCUUACGAUCAAGAUGCAAAUAACACUAUUCAUAGUCAAAUUCGAUACCAAAUUAGAAAUAAUUAUCAAAAUCGUUUCAAAAUUAAUACAACAUCGGGUGCUGUUAUGACUGGUAAAGUAUUAGAUCGAGAAGAUAGCCAAGGAAGUACAAGUUAUACGCUCAUAAUUGACGCUAUGGAUGGUUUAGGAUUAAAAUCAACAACACCUGCAACUGUCCUUGUAACUAUCUUAGAUGUUAGCGAUAGUCCAGUUUACUUUCAACACAAUCAGUACAAUUAUCGAGUAAUUGAAAAUGCAACUAUUGGCACUGUUGUAGGCCAAAUUCAAGGAAGUACAGCCGAUAUUAAUGCAACAUUAACAUAUCAAAUUGCUGCUGGUAAUAUUAAUUCAUCCUUUCAAAUCAAUUCAACAACUGGAAUUAUCACUGUUCAUCGAUUAUUAGAUCGCGAAAAAUGGCCUAGUUAUACACUUGUUAUUACUGUUGCUCAUCAACAACAGCUAAGCCAAACCAACCAAACUCAGGCUAUAAUUAUCGUGGAUGAUAUUAAUGAUCAUGGCCCUAAAUUUACAUCAUCUCAUGCUAGCAUCAACAUUAACGAACAAAUUCAAGUGGGUAAUAUAGUUUAUAGCGCUCGAGCUCUCGAUCACGAUACAGGCUCUAAUGCUAAAACUAUCUAUCAGUUGUUAAAUGAUGCUCAAGGCCGAUUUACAAUUACCAGCGAUGGCAAUGUUACCUUGGCUAAAUCGUUAACUACGAGGCCUAUUACUACCAAUACUUAUUGGAUUACAAUAUUAGCUGAAGAUGCUAAUAUCAAUUGGCCUAUUACGCCAUCAUCCAAGCUAAAUUUGACUAUUCAUAUUAUCCGAGUCAAUCAUUAUCAACCUCAGUUUAUAACUUAUCCAAAAACACCUAUCUAUAUUGCUGAGAAUGCUACUGUAACUACUGUCUUAACGUCAGUUUCUGCUCAGGAUAAUGAUACUGGUCCAGAUAGUCAAAUUCGAUAUCGCAUAGCAUCACAAAGUAAUUCCCAAGGCGUUUUUAAGAUUGAUCAAAAUGGCCACAUUUCCAUCGCGAAAGAGUUAGAUCGUGAAAAAACCUCCCACUAUAAUCUAACUAUAUUAGCCAUGGAUAGUGGAAGCCCUGUUUUAAAUACGACAAUCAUCGUUUACGUUGUUGUAACAGAUAUCAACGAUAACAAACCAAUUUUUGAUCCAUCCUCUUAUACUAUUACUCUUACCUCGACUACACCAACAGGAUCAUCGGUUGUUACUGUCAAAGCAACUGAUGCAGAUCGAGCACCAAAUAGUAUUCUAAGCUAUAAAUUAGUUAGUAAUGCUAUAUCCAAUCAUUUCAGUAUUGAUUCAACUACUGGCCAAAUU
Molecule: messenger RNA, 3081 nt
Organism: Trichoplax adhaerens
Lineage: Eukaryota; Metazoa; Placozoa; Uniplacotomia; Trichoplacea; Trichoplacidae
Exons: 1
Biological process (GO): homophilic cell-cell adhesion
Cellular component (GO): plasma membrane; cell-cell junction
Molecular function (GO): calcium ion binding
Source: RefSeq, a predicted model, not a curated record